CGCUCCGGGGGACGCCAGGCUCCGGCUCCGGCAGGCACAGGCGGCUCCGGAGGGGCGCGCCGGCUCCACCCCCGGGCCCCGCCCGCCCGCCGCGCGCCGGCGCCUCCCAAUUCCCAGAGCCGGGGCUGGGGCUCUAGGCGGCGGCGGCGGCGGCGGCGGCGGCUCUAGGCUGGGCGCCGGGCGCGGGGCCAGGACGGGCCGGGAGCGGCGGCGCCGGCGGCGGAUCGCGCGGAGGGCGGUGGCCUGAAUCGGCCGAACCAUGGCGGCCCCAGAGCCGGCGCCGAGGCGGGCCCGGGAGCGGGAACGGGAGGACGAGAGUGAGGACGAGAGCGACAUCCUGGAGGAGAGCCCGUGUGGUCGCUGGCAAAAGCGGCGGGAGCAGGUGAAUCAGGGGAACAUGCCAGGGCUUCAGAGCACCUUCCUAGCCAUGGACACAGAGGAAGGGGUAGAGGUGGUGUGGAACGAGCUCCACUUCGGAGACAGGAAGGCCUUCGCGGCGCACGAGGAGAAGAUCCAGACCGUGUUCGAGCAGCUGGUGCUGGUGGACCACCCCAACAUCGUCAAGUUGCACAAGUACUGGCUGGACGCCUCCGAGGCCGGCGCGAGGGUCAUCUUCAUCACAGAGUACGUGUCAUCGGGCAGUCUCAAGCAGUUCCUUAAAAAGACCAAGAAGAACCACAAGGCCAUGAACGCCCGGGCCUGGAAGCGCUGGUGCACACAGAUCCUGUCUGCGCUCAGCUUCCUGCACGCCUGCAGCCCCCCCAUCAUCCACGGGAAUCUGACAAGCGACACCAUCUUCAUUCAGCACAACGGCCUCAUCAAGAUCGGCUCCGUAUGGCACCGAAUCUUCUCCAAUGCGCUGCCGGACGACCUCCGAAGCCCCAUCCGCGCUGAGCGAGACGAGCUUCGGAACCUGCACUUCUUCCCCCCAGAGUAUGGCGAGGUGGCCGAUGGGACCGCUGUGGACAUCUUCUCCUUUGGGAUGUGUGCGCUGGAGAUGGCUGUGCUGGAGAUCCAGGCCAACGGGGACACCCGGGUCACAGAGGAGGCCAUUGCUCGUGCCAGGCACUCGCUGAGUGACCCCAACAUGCGGGAGUUCAUCCUUUGCUGCCUGGCCCGGGACCCUGCCCGCAGGCCCUCGGCCCACAGCCUCCUCUUCCACCGAGUGCUGUUCGAGGUGCACUCGCUGAAGCUCCUGGCAGCUCACUGCUUCAUCCAGCACCAAUACCUCAUGCCUGAGAACGUGGUGGAGGAGAAGAGCAAGGCCGUGGACCUGCAUGCUGUCUUGGCAGAGCUUCCCCGGCCCCGCAGGCCCCCGCUGCAGUGGCGGUACUCGGAGGUCUCUUUCAUGGAGCUGGACAAAUUCCUGGAGGAUGUCAGGAAUGGGAUCUACCCACUGAUGAACUUUGCAGCCACUCGGCCCCUGGGGCUGCCCCGUGUGCUGGCCCCACCCGCAGAAGAGGUCCAAAAGGCCAAGACCCCAACACCAGAGCCCUUUGACUCUGAGACCAGAAAGGUCAUCCAGAUGCAGUGCAACCUGGAGAGGAGCGACGACAAGGCACACUGGCAUCUCACUCUGCUUCUGGUGAUGGAGGACCGGCUGCACCGGCAGCUGACCUACGACCUGCUCCCAAGUAGGCUGGGCAGGGGGCCUGGGCGGCGGGCGGUGACCCGGGCGGCCGGAGGCGCAGCCGCCUCAUGCCUCGCCUUACGCCGUUGCUGCAGCGGACAGGGCUCAGGACCUCGCCGCGGAGCUCGUGCACUACGGCUUCCUCCACGAGGGCGACCGGAUGAAGCUGGCCACCUUCCUGGAGAGCACCUUCCUCAAGUACCGCGGGGCCCAGGCCUGACCUGGUGCCCCAGCCCCAGGGGACCAUGCCAGGGUGCUGCCCAGGUCAGGCCACGUUGGGGAGAGCCCAGCACUGCCAGGCCGCCCUCCACUGUGUGCCUGGGAGCACAAAGGUCCGGGUAGUGAAGAAAGCCCCACCUCCUGUGGAGCGGGGCUGACCCUGCCUCCAGGUGCCACGGGGUGGGGAUGGGGGAGCCAUGGGGCCUCCCAGGUCCUUAGGAUCAGGGCUGCCCCCAGGACCCCUUCCUAUGUCCCCGAUUCUCUGCCGGGAGUUCCUACCCAGGCUGCCUGGCCAAGGCCACUGCCUCCUUAGCAUGCAGGAGCCUCCCCUGCAGGGAGUCCCAGCUCUGGGGCUUGGGGGUGAGGGUAAGCGCUGAACAGACCUCUGCCCGGCAAACGGCUCCAUGGGGUCUGAGAGAGCAGCUAUCCCUGGCUGGCACCAUAGACCCACACACGGAGCCUGCAGAGCAAGCCACUGGUGACACGCCUGCAGGUGUCAGGCACUGGGCACAACUGGGACCUGGCAGGAGAAACCGACCACAGACAGGUCUGGAGUUGAGGCUGUCGUCAGCAAAGCCCCUGGUCCCACACAGCUCUGCCCUGGAGUCACCUCCUUGGCCCUUUAUCCACCCUGAGGCCAGGAUGUGCGGCCCCUCUGCAGAUCUCCUCUGGCCCUUGCAGCCCCUCCGAUGGGCUUUUUCUCUCCUGCAUUCCCUGGCCUGGAGGGUUGAGGGACCCCACAUCCUCUCUGCUCCUCAAACUCACACCCCCUCCAUGUUACCCCCCACACCUCCUCCCUGGGGCCACUGAGUAUGCCGGCUCGUGGCUCCCUGCCUCUCUCCCGCUCCACUCGUGGCUCAGUCUUUGAGGUUUCUAAGCCCUCAUGGAUUCUGCCUCUGCAUUCCUGGCCUCUUGAUUCUUGGCUUGCCUCUCCUCCAACGACAAAUUUAGUGAAACGGCCUUAAACAUUUUAAGUUGUAUGUAUAAAUGUAGCGCAUUCAUGCUUUUUAAAAAGCAUUUCGAAUGUCAAACCAGGAAGGCACACCACUGUAUUAGCUCUAUACUGCUGCUGUAAAAUUUAUCACAAACUUAGGGGCUUAAAACAACACAAACUUACUGCAGUUCUGUAGUCUGGAAGUCCGACUACGGGUCUCACUGGACCAGAGUCAAGGCUGGCAGGCUGCCUUCCUUCCUGGAGGUCCUAGGGGAGACUCUCCAUCUGCUGCUCCUUCAGGCUGCUGGCAGAAUCCACACCCUUUCAGUGGCAGGGCCAAGGGCCUCACUUCGUUGCUGUCUGUAAACUGGGGCCACUUCCAGCUUGUAGAGGCUGCCCACAUUCCUUGGCUCUUGGCCCCUCCUCUAUCUUCAAAGCCAGCAGGUUCAGUCUGUGUCAAGAACCAUUUCUCUGGUUCUCUGCAGCCAGGAAAGGUUGUCCUUAAGGACUCAUGAGGUCAGGUUGGGCCCAACCAGAUCACACAGGUCAACUUCCCUCCUCAAGGCUUUUUAAUAUUAAUCACAUCUGCAGAACACAUUUUGCCAUGUAAACUAACGUUCACUGGUUCCAGGGAUGAAGGAAUGAACCGCUUUUGUGGGAGAAGGGUGGCAUUCUGCCUACCACAGCACCCCAACAAAAAACCAAAAACCAAAGCAAGACUUACCAAGGCAUAUCAAAUAAAUUAAAUGUACAAAAUGGUGAAUCUCAGUUAUCUUAACCAUUCCAAUACUAUUUACAAAAUAAUUCAAAUUCUCCCACCUUCCAAUUCAGACUUCGAAAUCUAAAAUAAUUUCCAUAUCCUAGAUGGAAAUCCUGAUGCUAAGCUAUCCGAUUAUGCAUGGUCCUAAAUGGUUUCAGUGGCGAAUACCUAACAUUGUACUAGUGAUUAAACUGAACAGCAUCAAUACUACCAUUGCUGCAC
Saimiri boliviensis boliviensis (Bolivian squirrel monkey) is the source of this 3765-nucleotide messenger RNA. RefSeq names its product nuclear receptor binding protein 2 (gene NRBP2). The record is from RefSeq and is a predicted model, not a curated record. NCBI's taxonomy places the organism in Eukaryota, Metazoa, Chordata, Mammalia, Primates, Cebidae. Gene Ontology annotation, biological process: protein phosphorylation. Gene Ontology annotation, molecular function: ATP binding; protein kinase activity.